This is a messenger RNA of Rhincodon typus (whale shark), 2470 nucleotides long. RefSeq names its product palmitoyl-protein thioesterase ABHD10, mitochondrial-like. The transcript has 5 exons. Gene Ontology annotation, biological process: protein depalmitoylation. Gene Ontology annotation, cellular component: mitochondrion. Gene Ontology annotation, molecular function: hydrolase activity, hydrolyzing O-glycosyl compounds; palmitoyl-(protein) hydrolase activity. The record is from RefSeq and is a predicted model, not a curated record. NCBI's taxonomy places the organism in Eukaryota, Metazoa, Chordata, Chondrichthyes, Orectolobiformes, Rhincodontidae. Bases 9 to 917 code for a protein of 302 amino acids.
AUCCGCUCAUGAAUAUUCAGUGUCCCUUCCCACUCGGUCCGCUUGGUGUCAUGGCGGUUGCUGUGCUGUGUCGGUUGCCGGGCCUGCUCGUUGUAGGAAGCGGCGCCUUGUGGCGGCCGGUGCCCUGGUCUCCUCAUGCUGUGGGAUGCUGUAAGAAAUCAACCAAAUACCUAGCUCGUCCAGAUGAACCUAAGUUAGCAUAUAAGAAAAUAAAAGGUAGAAGCCCAGGAGUCAUUUUCCUGCCUGGUUUUGCCUCAACUAUGAAGGCACAGAAAGGAUUGGAGCUUGAGGAUUUCUGCAAAUCACUUGGGCAUUCAUAUAUAAGGUUUGACUAUUCAGGAUGUGGUGCGUCCGAAGGAAAGUUCAGUGAGAGUACAAUAGGACAGUGGAGGAAGGAUGUUUUGGCUGUGCUUGAUGAACUCUCAGAAGGACCACAAGUUCUGGUGGGUUCCAGUUUGGGUGGAUGGCUGAUGCUCCUAGCUGCAAUAUCACGCCCAGAUAAAAUAGCUGCACUUGUUGGCGUAGCUACAGGGGCUGAUUAUUUGGUAAAUGCUUUCAAACAGCUUCCUUUGGCGACACAGAAAGAAAUAGAAGCAAAAGGAGAAUGGUACUUGCCAAACCUCCAAAAGAGUUCAGAAUUUCACAAGAUUCCUUACACCUUUCUUAAAGAUGCUGAAAAUCACUGUGUGUUGCAUACUACCAUUCCAAUAACUUGUCCUAUGAGGCUUAUACAUGGUAUGAAGGAUGAUCAUAUUCCUUGGCAGAUCUCACUGAAUGUGGCACAAAAUGUUCUUUCCUCGGAUGUUGAUCUUAUUCUUCGCAAACAUGGUCAGCAUCGAAUGACUGAAAAAGACGAUAUCAAAUUGAUAGUAAACAUAAUUGAUGAUCUAAUUGACAAACUUAGAACAUUGGCAUAACUGUGAAGGGUUAGAAAUUAGUACCACACAUGUAAAUAGUUAACCAUACUCUGAAUGAAUGGAAGCCAUUUUCAUUGCUGCUUCCUGUGAAAUCAAUACUCUAUGCAAAACAUUUUUAAACUGCUCACAACAGAAUCACAACAGAUGUUGUGAGCAAUGUACCUUAGAGCAAAAGUUUGUUCUCAGCAACAGAAAAUGAUGCCCACAUUUUGGUAAAUGUCCAACAUGAGGCGAUGUCUGAUCGCAUGCCAUUUGAGCAGUGAGCAUUGCUUGUGUAAUCUAAUUCCUAAAGAUAUGUAGCUAUACCUGUUACUUUGUAAUGCUACAGCUUGGUGGACUGAUUUUAAUUUCCCAUUGGUCAUUUAAUGGAAAUAUAUGCCUUAUGUGAUUAAUGGGAUAUGUCUCAAAUUGCUGCAUUUGUACAUAGAUAAUGUUAGGUAUGCUAGCAGUCUCAAUCAAAAGAAUCCAAUACUAUUGCUAGACAUAUUUGCUAACUACAAUUCAGAAUUAUUUUUCUCUGUUCCUGUGUACAUAUUGUGCAUUACUUUGAUAAUGUGACUGAUUUCUAUAAUAUCUAUGCUGAGAGUCUCAAAACUUGCAUUGUAUAAUAGUUGUGUUUUCUACUACUAUAUACUGGGAACAUCCCUGGAAAAAAUAAAUUGCUAAUGUUGAUAUUUUAUAAAACUGGUUGUAGAAGUAACAUAAAACACAUGCUAUUUCAUAAAUCAUUGGAACUUUGUCCCUACUUUCAUAUUACCUUCAAGAUUGGUAUGUCAUCAAGAAUGUUGCAUUGAGGACAUAUUGAGAGAAAAUAUUUUGUCUUGAACAUCUAUAAUGGAUUUGCUUAAAAUUUUUCAAUCUUUUUAGGAAAACUACAGAGUUACAUCAAAUAUUGCAGCAUAACAUAUCACCUGCCUUCUGAGACUUAGAUGCAGUUUGAUAUCAAAGUAAAUAAACAACUCGACUAGAUAAUUGAUAAAAGAGGAAACCAUGAAAAUGUCUGCUUUGUAAACUGGAAGGUCAGCUUUGUGUGAAAGGGAUUUUUUUAUUUGUUUUCAAAAUAUCUCAUUAAUUAAUAACUUUACAGGUAUUAACCUAUGCAAUUUCAAGCACAUUGUCAGAAUAGUUCAGUUUGUUUAUAUAAUAGUUUAGAUUUAGCAUGUUUAUUGUUCCAUCUCCCUGGAAAUUGAUUGGUAGUAAAAAGUUGCACAAAUAAUCAAACUGGAGAAGAAAACUGAGAUUACACUGCUAGUUUUUGUUUUGUUUUCUAUUGUUGUCGGUUUGCCUUGUAGGAGAUUGAAUUUUGAUUAGUUCAUAAAUGUAACAUGCCAUCAUGUGGUCAGCACAGACAUGGUGGGCCAAAGGGCCUGUUUUUGCGCUGUACUAUUUUUUUGUGUUCUACGUAUGACCAAUGUGAGAUCCGAGUUGUGAUUUAUUUUAAAAUGUUUUAAAGCAGGAUUACAUUUGGAUUAACUACAGAGGAAAAGUCAACAAUUUUACUUUGUUAUGCAGAGAAGAGAAAUAGAAAAUAAAGCUAAAUUCGUUUCAAAGGA